AUGCUGGGCUUUCUCCCCUUUACACCCUUCACCAUCAGCGCGAGCACUGUAGUCGUCGUCGUGGGACUCUGCGGCCUCCUCGGCUCGCAUCGAGUGCUGCGCUGGCCUCUGCUGCUCGUCGCUGGCGCUCACAUCGCGGUCGCGCUCUGCGCUGUUGCCGCGUUGGUUGCCACCCUCGCGGCAUGGGAUGCGCUCGUGGCGCGCUUCCGCCUCGGCCGCGCCGAGUCGAAGCUGUUUCAGAGGCUCGACGCAGCGACGAGCCGCGCCGAUUUCUUGGAGGCGGCGAAGCAAUGUGACGAGUCGGCGGCGGUGACGGCGUGGCGCGCCGUGGCCGAGCACCCGCGCUACAAUGCCGGGAUCGUAAUGAGCGCUCUCUCACGCCUACGUGCCGCGCGGGUCGGGGGCAGCAUCGAGGAGCUCCACGACGCCUUGGCACACUGCGUGCGCAAGUCGUUUGCGGGCAUAGACGACGAGGAGCUGUACUCGCGCUGCCACGCAGGCACCAAGCGGCUCAUCGAGUCCUACGUCGACGAGGUGGUGGCCGCGCUCGGCGCCCUGCAGACGCGGCUCAGCGACGAUGGCGAGGCGCCGGCCCUCGACAAGGCCCGCGCUCUGCUCUGGCGCAGCCGGCGCGUCUUUGGCCGCACCUGCCUCGCGCUCUCGGGCGGCGGCGGCCUGGCAAACUUUAGCUGGGGCGUCGCCCGCGCGCUGCUGGACGAGGGCCUCCUGCCGUCCCUCAUCUGCGGCACCUCUGCCGGCGCGGUGGUGGCCGCGGCUCUCUGCUGCCACACGGAGCGCGAGCUCGACUCGCUGCUCCGGCCAGAGGCUCUGGCGGCGCAGCUGACGAGCUUCGAGGAGGAGCGGCGGGUGGUGCUACGGCGGGCGCUGCUGACGGGGCAUAUGUACGACGCCGCGCGCUGGGCGCCGAAGAUCCGCACGCUGUGCAACCACGCCAAGCACCCGCACAUGACCUUCGCCGAGGUGUUCUCUCUCACCGGCAAGGAGCUCUGCAUCACCGUCACCGCGCGGCGGAGACACGAGCCCCCGCUCGUCCUCUCGCGCCUCUCCUCGCCCGACGUGACCGUGGCGUCCGCCGUCCUCGCCACCGUCGCCAUGCCCUUCCUCCUGCCGCCGCAGCGCCUGCUCUGCAAGACGCCGAGCGGCGCGCUGCAGCCGUGGGCGGCGGCGAGCGAGUCGGACGGCGGGGCAGAGGUGGAGUCCGGGCCGGACGCGGGAGGGGAGUGGCGCGACGGCUCCAUCGUGCACGACACUCCGCGCGAGCUCCUCGCGCAGCACUUCGGCGUCUCGUACACGCUCACCUCCCAGUGCAACCCGCACGUCGUCCCGCUCGCUCUCGCACUCCGCCCCACCGCCGGCCGGCCUGCCGUCUCUCGGCUGCAGCGCGGCCGCAGCGACUGGCGGGGCGGCUUCGCGCUCAGCUCGCUGCUGCUGCUCCUGCUGAGCGAGGCGCGCAAGUGGCUGACGGUGAUGCGCGAGCUCGAGCUGCUCCCGCUCAUCCUCGACACCGACUGGUCGUCGCUGCUGCUGCAAGACUUUUCGGGCGAGGCGACCAUCCUCCCGCCGAUGGAGCUCGCAGACUACACGCGCGCCCUCUCCGACCCGACCGCCGCAGACAUGCAGCGCUACCUUGGCAUCGGCCAACGGGAGUGCUGGCGGAAGAUGUCGAUGCUCGCCACGCGGCUGCGGAUUGCGCGGGCCCUGCAGGAGCUGCAGGCUGCCGUGCUGGAGCGGGGCGGCGAAGCAAAGGCGGGCGAUGAGCGCGAGAGCUCAAUGUUUUGA
Molecule: messenger RNA, 1800 nt
Organism: Emiliania huxleyi CCMP1516
Lineage: Eukaryota; Haptophyta; Isochrysidales; Noelaerhabdaceae
Exons: 1
Coding region: 1-1800 (599 amino acids)
Biological process (GO): lipid metabolic process
Molecular function (GO): triacylglycerol lipase activity
Source: RefSeq, a predicted model, not a curated record